Messenger RNA from Etheostoma spectabile (orangethroat darter), 4804 nucleotides. It is a transcript of the gene exoc4, whose product is annotated as exocyst complex component 4. Lineage: Eukaryota; Metazoa; Chordata; Actinopteri; Perciformes; Percidae. Bases 41 to 2992 code for a protein of 983 amino acids. The record is from RefSeq and is a predicted model, not a curated record. Gene Ontology annotation, cellular component: synapse; exocyst; growth cone membrane. Gene Ontology annotation, biological process: Golgi to plasma membrane transport; exocytosis; chemical synaptic transmission. The transcript has 20 exons.
CGCGCUUCAGUCUUCCUGUUUGGGUGCCGCAGCUGGAAAAAUGGCAGCUGAGACUGGGCGAUACAGGACUGCAGUUAGCAAAAACAAAGACCCUUCUGGUCUUCUCAUCUCUGUCAUAAGGACUCUGUCCAGCAGUGAUGAUGUGCAGGACAGGGAGACAGAGAAGGGUCGACUGGAAGAGGCCUUUGAGACUUGCGACAGGGAUUUAGAUGAGCUGAUUGUUCAGCACUAUGCUGAACUAACCACCGCCAUCAGGACCUACCAGAGCAUCACCGAGCGCAUCACCAGCUCACGCAACAAGAUCAAACAGGUGAAGGAGAACCUCCUGUCUUGUAAGAUGCUUCUCCACUGCAAAAGGGAUGAGCUAAGGAAGCUGUGGAUAGAGGGCAUCGAGCACAAGCAUGUCCUCCAGCUGCUGGAUGAAAUCGAAAGCAUCAAGCAGGUCCCUCAACGGCUGGAGGCAUAUAUGGCAAGCAAGCACUACCUUCAUGCCACAGAUAUGCUGGUGUCAGCUGUAGAGUCCCUGGAAGGUCCCCUGCUGCAGGUAGAGGGGCUUGGUGAUCUGCGCUUGGAGCUCCAUGGCAAGAAGCUCAACAUCCACCUUGUACUCAUUGAUGAGCUCCACCGACACCUCUACAUCAAAUCCACAAGUCGUCUGGGACAUAAGAACAAGGACAAAAAUGCUGUUCGCCUUCCAGGCUCCACUCCCAAAGACACAUCUCCAAUGCCUGUGUUGGAUGUCAGCAGCCUGUCUACCCCACGCAAGCUUUUGGAUUCAUCACAGUUCAGCACACCUGGAUCCAGCAGUGUGCGUGAGCUGCAGCAGGAUGUGCGAGAGUUAAACCAAGCGGAGCUCUCUGAGGUGGAUCCAGAGGGGAACAGUGCUGAGUUUAUGGGCAUCCUGAUCAAGGCUCUGGCCAAGUUGAAGAAAAUCCCUGAGACCAUCAAAGCCAUAAUGGAGCGGCUGGAACCUGAGCUGAAACAGAUCGUCAAGAGGUCCACCACUCAGAUAGCAGACCAUGCUUACCAGAGAGGAGAGAACUUGGCCCAGGAGAGCAAGCCAAGGCUGCUGCUGGAACUGCUGGAGCUUUUGUUUGAUAAGUUCAAGGCAGUGGCCCAGGCUCACAGCGUGGUGUUGACCCACCUGCAUCAGAUCGCAGUGCAGUGCCCUGGCGGGGCCCACAAUGAGGGCAUCAAACUCUACGAGCAGGCCGACGUCUCUGCCAAGAUCCAGACAGUGCUGCAGGUUCUGCUUAUGGAGUAUCUGGAUGUGAAGAACAGCCGCAGUGCCACAGAGCCAUCGGCUCAGCUCUCUUACGCCAGCACUGGCAGUGAGUUUGCUGCUUUUUUUGCGAAGAAAAAACCACAGCGCGCCAAGCAGUCGCUUUUCAAGUUUGAAUCAUCUUCCCAUGCCAUCAGCAUGAGUGCCUACUUGAGAGAGCAGAGGCGAGAACUCUACAGCAAGAGUGGAGAAUUACAAGGUGGUGCUGAUGACAACCUGAUCGAAGGGGGAGAAAUGAAGUUUGUGUGUAAACCAGGAGCAAGGAACAUCACCGCCAUAUUCCAGCCUCUUCUCAGGUUCAUUCAGGAGAUAGAGAUGAACAUGGGGCCAGGUCAGGCCAAGCAGUGCCAGCUCCGAGCCUUCCUCACUUACUACAUCAAUGACCUCUUCCUCAACCAGGUGCGAACAGAGAUCAACAAGGAAAUUGAGGCAGUGAGCAAGGCAGCUGACCCCUUGAAGAUUCUUGCCAGCGCUGAUACCAUGAAGGUGCUGGGCGUCCAGAGACCCCUGCUGCAGAGCACAGUGGUAGUGGAGAAGUCCAUCCAGGAUCUAAUGAGCCUAAUGCAAGACCUGAGUGCCUACUCCAACCAGUUCCUUGAGAUGGUCUGCGACAAGCUCAAAGAGUACAAGGAAAUCUGCAACACAGCCUACAGAGGUGUAGUCCAGUGUGAGGAGAAGCUCACCAUCAGUGCCUCUUGGUCUAAAGACGAGGACAUCAGUCGUCUGCUCCAGUCCCUCCCUAACUGGGCAAAUAUGGCCCAACCCAGACAGACGCGACAGAAGAGAGAGGAUGAAGAGGACUUUACUCGUGCGGCUUUUGCUAAGGAGUCGGAGGUGCUGACUGGGAACCUGGGAGACAAGUUAAUCCCCCAGAAUGAGAUCUUGCGGGACGUCAGUGACCUGAAGGCUCUGGCCAACCUUCAUGAGAGCAUGGAGUGGCUUGCUGGUCGCCUUAAGACCUUCUUCACUAACCUGCCUCAUACCUCCAGUCCAUCUCCAUGCUCAGCGGACAGCCAGGUGGUUGGUCAGAGUGAACGUAGCAGGGAGCAGAUUCUCCAGACUCUAAGUGACCUGUCAAAGGGGUUCCAGGAUAUUGCAGACCGCUGUCUCCUGGUAUUGCACCUGGAGGUCAGGGUGCAUUGUUUCCAUUACCUGAUCCCCCUGACUAAGCAAGGCAAUUAUGCUAUUGUGGCUAAUGUGGAGAGCAUGGACUACGACCCACUGGUGGUCAAACUGAACAAGGACAUCUCAGCUAUAGAGGAGGCCAUGGGAGCCGCCCUGCAGCAGCACAAGUUCCAGUACAUAUUUGAAGGUCUGGGUCAUCUGAUCUCCUGUAUUCUAAUCAAUGGGGCCCAGUACUUUAAGAGGAUCAGCGAAUCUGGUAUCAAAAAGAUGUGCAGGAACAUCUUUGUCCUCCAACAGAACCUCACCAACAUCACCAUGUCCAGGGAAGCGGACCUCGACUUUGCCAGGCAGUACUAUGAGAUGCUGUACAACACUGCAGAUGAGCUGCUGAAUCUGGUGGUGGACCAGGGUGUUCGCUACACAGAGCUGGAGUACAUCAAUGCCCUGUCCUUACUCCAUCGCAGCCAGACAGGUGUAGGGGACCUGAGCACCCAAAACAUCCGGCUUCAGAGGCUGAAGGAGAUCAUCUGUGAGCAGGCGGCCAUCAAACAGGCAACCAAGGACAAGAAGAUCACUACAGUGUAAUGCUUAAACAGGACAUGGUCCAGAGGGGGGAUGAUGACCAAUCAAGAAUCUCUGUCCCUCAAAUUUUUAGUUUCAGAUCCUUCAGAUCUGUCUAGCAGGAUCACAAGCAGCAGAUAAUUGGGUCAUGUGUGAGAGUGUAAGGAGUGAUAUAGCAAAAAGUUGCACCACAGGGGAUAUUUAGGAAUUGGGUUAGAUAACACAGAAAUAGAUGCUUGAUCUAAAACUAGAUCAUAAAGUGUGUGAAAUAUGUUGAUGGAAAGUGUGUCUGCUCCAUUUUUGUGAUGAAACGCAUUGUAGUCGAGGGUUGGCACAGAUGUACUUUCCAACUCUGGGCAUGUAGAUUACAUACUGUAGAUAUAUAAUAUGUGGAAUAUGUGGGAAGUGAGGUGGCAGAAGGUAACCUGUAUUGUCAAUUUACACAUUUCAAAAGACACAACAAAUGCAGCACUAGUGCUCCAACUCCAACAGUCCCCUCCGACUCCAGCUCCUGCAAUAACAAUAACGGGCGAUUGUCUUGGACACUCAACCAAACUUAGGCCCCAUCUCAUCUCAUUUUCUUAUUAGAUCUAAACUGCUGCUCUAAAUUACACUAUCUCUCCUCAUGGCAGCCCCAUGGGCCCACUGAUUCUGUCUGCAAUAACAGAUGCGAGAUUAGACUGUCUGAGGCUGCUGUCAGUUUGGGUUGUUCCCCAUAGAUUGCCCUAACUGAGAAUUGUAUCAUAUCUAUGGCUGUUAAAAUCUGUUUAUCUGUGUUGUUUUUUUCUUAUAGUUUGUGCAGUAAACUAGUGUGGAAAGUUGUGAGCUGAUUUAACUUACUCAGUAAUGAAGAUAUUUUUGCUGAUUUCAGUUUCAUCUUUUCAUAAAACAGGAUUUUAUUUCAGAUGUUAUAUUUCAAGUCCAGCCCACCACAGUGGAAUGACAUGGGUGUGAGAAUGCAUUUUGUCAGUCAUACUAGCUCUAUUAACCAAAACGAUGCAAUUCUAAAUCUUGUUGUCCCCACUACAUGUGUGCAAGUCUUUUAAAUUGAACUAAACGUAUAAACUCAAGAGACGAUCACAAAUCAUUCCCCUCCCUGCAACCCUCCCUGUUUUUAGUUCAUUAACUUUGGAGAGAAGUACUUAACGAGAGCAGGAGAGGGGAAUGGGAGCCUUGUCAAUACAGCAGGCCCGGCGCUGGUCUCCCUGAAGCCCAUGGAGCAAUCCAUCAUAAUGACACAUAGGCUGGGAUCGAUGGGAAAACAACCACGGAGCUGCUGAGGGGUUCGCCUACCACUCUGAAACGUUCACUUGGUGUAAAAUCUAAAAUCUGCUCAUUCAGCUGUACAGCACUUCAGAGUUACUUUUGUUAUGUUAUACAUGGGAAACUUUAAUACAAUGUUAACUGUGUCAUGUCACACACACUAUUAUACUAUUAUCCCACUGCACACACAUAACCUCUAAAUGUUCAGAAUGCUUACCGUAUGUAUUGGGCAUACUCAAUAUAUGUAAGUGCCAACCACUCCUGCUGUCCAUUCUUUUUAUUCAGGAAUUAAAUAUCUAACACAUAAUUAAGGUUAGUUUUUUUUACUUGGAGGCAAAACUCAACUCAUUUCUAUCUCAUCUAUUUUUCUUUGCAGUGGAUCUUUAUUUUGCACAUUCUUUGAUUAGAGUAAUUUCUAUGUUUCACGUAAUCAUGUAUUGAAAUCGAAACAUCAAAGCGUGUUUGAUUGCGCCUCUUGUCAUAAAUGCUCAGACAUGUUUGUCUAGUCUAAAUUAAGCACACAUUUGUUAAUGCAUACACACAUACACUGAAAAAAUAAAAAUUCCAACCUUG